AUGGAAACCGAUACUGAAGAGGCCACCAUGACGAAGUGGAAACUCCCCACGGCGAUCAACAGAUCUGUCGGCAUCCUGGGAGCUGGUGUGCUAGGCCGCCGGAUAGGAGCCUGCUGGGCCUCUGCCGGAUACAAGGUCAACAUUCGCGAUCCCGACACGCAGCAAACCAAUGGAGCUCUACAGUACAUCAAAAACGAGAUGUGGAGGUACAAGCCCACCGUCAGCCCCGACAAGAUUUCCGUUCAUGGUUUCCAGGACCUGAAGCCUGCCGUGGAGGACUCGUGGCUGGUUAUCGAAUGCGUGCCUGAGAAGCUCGACCUAAAGAUGAACGCCUUUGCCGACCUCGAAAAGGUUGUCCGACCCGAUACGAUACUGGGAACCAACUCGUCGUCCUACAAGUCGCGGGAGAUUGCGGCCAAAGUGAAGCCUGACACGGCCAAGCGCAUGCUGAAUAUGCAUUACUACAUCCCGCCCGACAUACGCGUUGUCGAGCUCAUGACCAGCGGAUCAACGCACGAGGACAUUUUUCCUUUUCUCGAAGAGCACCUCAAACGGUCUGGCAUGCUUCCAGUCAUGGCACACCGAGAGUCUACGGGCUUUCUUCUCAACCGCGUCUGGGCCGCUAUCAAGCGAGAAUGUUUGAUGGUGCUAUCCGAGGGGGUAGCCUCACCAGCAGAGCUCGACAUGGUGUGGAAUGAGAUGUUUGUCAAGACCGGUGUUCCCCCAUGCGAGCUGAUGGACUCAGUAGGCUUGGACACUGUGUCACUCAUCGAGCAGCACUACAUCCAGGAGCGUAAUCUCCACGACCCAGGCGUCAUAGCCUUCCUCCAAAAGUACAUCCAGGAGGGCAGGCUCGGGGCCAAGUGCAGCAAGGGCGGUCUGUACCCACCAGGUUAUACCACCAAGACUGCUGGCCAACAGCAAACCCCCUACGACAACCUGCACGCUCCGACCUUGUACAUCCUCGACCUUGGCCUCAACAACGCGCCAGAGGAGGUGUACCAACGUGGCCGUAUCCUCGUGGGCAGCGCGGAUGGCCAAACCCCUCUCCGCACCAUAGUGGACCACCAGCCCAUGCCAGACGGGAUCGCUCUCUGCCCAUCAGAAGGUAAGAUUAUCUGGGGCAACAUGGGUGUGCCUAACAAAAACGACGGCAGCAUCAUGUCGUGCAACUUGGACGGUAGCGACAUCAAGGUCAUCAUCCCCUCCGGCACGGUACACACGCCCAAGCAGAUUGCUGUUGACGACGACUGCUCCAAGAUGUACUUUUCCGACCGCGAAGGCAUGCGCGUCUUCCGAUGUAACAUUGAUGGCUCUGGACUGGAAGUCCUCAUCCGCAACGGGGACUGGGCGACCGGCUUUGACGACCAGACGAAGUGGUGCGUGGGCCUCGGGCUUGCCCCAUUGGAAGGGAAGUUUUACUGGACGCAAAAGGGUCCGUCCAAGGGAUCCAAGGGGCGCAUUUUCAGGGCGAACAUACAUACACCUCCUGGGCAUGAUGCUUCUACGAGGACCGACAUCGAAUGUCUGUUCCGGGGCCUGCCGGAGCCUAUCGAUAUCGAGAUCGAUGAGGAAGGCAAGUUCAUGUACUGGACUGACAGAGGGGAGCUUCCUCGCGGCAACAGCUUGAACAGGGCUGAAAGGGGCCCUGAUGGCCAGUAUACCGACCACAAGAUCCUAGCCAGAAACCUGCACGAGGCUAUCGGCAUCACUCUUGACAGGAAGAAUCGACACAUAUACGCUACAGACUUGUGA
Molecule: messenger RNA, 1755 nt
Organism: Podospora anserina S mat+
Lineage: Eukaryota; Fungi; Ascomycota; Sordariomycetes; Sordariales; Podosporaceae
Exons: 1
Coding region: 1-1755 (584 amino acids)
Biological process (GO): fatty acid metabolic process
Molecular function (GO): NAD+ binding; oxidoreductase activity, acting on the CH-OH group of donors, NAD or NADP as acceptor
Source: RefSeq, a predicted model, not a curated record